UCCAAACCCACCUUUGGAACAAGCCCCGACAGAGGGAUCUGGCUGCUGACCCAGUCCUGAGCGACACAUGAUGGAGGAAGGAGGGAUCCCAGUUGCCAUGGCAUCCGAGAGCGAGAACACGGAGCGCGGGGAUCAGACGGUGCCCGAUGGAGAUGAAGGAGGCAGCAACGUCAAAGUCAUCCAGUCUCAUUACCUCCGCUGUCCCUCCCCCAGCAAUUUCUCCACAUCAUCUGAGUCCAGGUUCUCCAUGAUAUCUGGUUCUGACGCUGAGAGCAUCUUUAUGGAGCCCAUCCACCUCUCCUCUGCCAUCGCUGCGAAGCAGAUCAUCAAUGAAGAGCUGCCACCUCGCAGUGUGCGGGUCGAGUCCAUCCCAGAGUCCAUGCUGGAAACUGCAGAACAGCUGAUGGUGGAGGACCUCUACAACCGGGUCAAGGACAUGAUCGACGACCGCAGCCCGUACAACACCCCCUGCGUCCUGGACAUCCAGCGGGCCCUGGUCCAGGACCGUGUGGAGGCCCCCAUUAAUGCCGUGGACGAGGUGUGGCCCAACAUAUUCAUAGCCGAGAAAUCAGUGGCGGUCAACAAAGCUCGACUGAAGCGCAUGGGGAUCACCCACGUCCUGAACACCGCCCAUGGCACAGGCGUCUACACAGGCGAGGCUUUCUACACCGGCAUGAAUAUCCAGUACAUGGGCAUCGAGGUGGAUGAUUUUACAGAUGUGGACAUCUCCCCUCACUUCCGGACGACGGCUGAAUUCUUAGAUGAGGCCUUGCUGACGCACAAAGGUAAGGUACUUGUGGACUCUAUGAUGGGCAUGAGUCGCUCUGCUGUCCUGGUGGCAUCCUACCUCAUGAUCUUCCAGCACAUGACCAUCAUGGAGGCCCUGACAACACUGAGGAAGAAACGUGCCAUCAGUCCCAAUGAGGGCUUCCUGAAGCAGCUGCGAGAGUUCAACGAGACACUCAUGGAAGAGCGUGACGACGAUGAUGACACCCUCAGCCAGUGCUCCGUCAUUGACGCGCGUGCCCGUGCUCGCAUCUUCGGCGAGGGCGCUGUCAAUGACGAUGAUGACGAGGACACGGAGGAAGAGGGGGAGGAGCGGAGCAUGAUGGGUGUGAAAGCACACUCCAUCAUGAUGGAGGAAGAGGAGGAUGGGGCCAGCGUCAUGAGCAGUGUGGCCUCCAGCGCAGCUGCUACGGCCCUCAAGAGCGGCUGGACGGGAGUUACAAACAGGCCAGGCGACUCAGGAAUGACGGAACCCCAAGGGGAGCUUGUCCUACCUGGGACAGAGGGAGCAGAGCACAGGGAGGAGGAGGAUGAUGGCGUGGGGAGCAUGAUCCGCGAGUGGCAGCGGAGGAAUGAGAAAUACCAGAAUGAGGAAUGGUGGGAGGCACAGCUGAACAGCGACACAGAAGAUGAGAUGUCGCUUAUGGGGGAACAGCUGGGGAGGAGGACCAGGGAAGGUGCAGAUGCCGAUCUGGAGAGCAUCACGAGUGAGGAUGUCCGAGCGGUGAAAGAACGGGUGACGCGGCGAACCAGGCGACCGCCCUCUGACACCAUGUCGACCUCAAGCUGCACCAGCUAUUCCGACUUGUGGAAACAGCGCCUGAGAGAGAUUGAGGAACAGGCUGCUGCUCGUUACCGCGUUAAAGAUGAGGAUGGAGAUGGGGAAAGUACCGCCACAGAGGAGGGAGCAAAAAAGAUUGACGAAGACUUGGAGAGCAUUCUCUCUGACACCAGCUCCAUGUACAACUUCUGCCAGAAGAACAAGGAGAAGCUGACGCCUCUGGAGCGCUGGCGCAUCAAGAGAAUCCAGUUUGGCUGGAACAAGAAAGAUGGGGAGGAUGGAGAAAAAAGCUCCAUAGGAGGAGGAGAAGAUGAUGGUGAGGGAGAGGCUCGGACGCCGGCUUUGGAGGACGUCAACCUGACUGCCUACCAGACGUGGAAGCUUAAGCAGCAGAAGCGUUAUGGGGAAGAGAAUAAAGAUGAAAUCCUGGAGAUGAGCCGAGGCGAGGACUCAGCCACGGCCAAGAGGAGGCAGAGGCGCGAGGAGCUCCUGGAGCGUUCCCGGAAAACCCUGGAGGAGAGCCAGUCCAUGUGCGGUUGGGAGGCGGAGAGCUGCGUCAGUGGGGGAACCAUUCCUCUCUCUGCCUUCUGGGCUGGAGCCGGGGUGGCGGGCCCACCGAGCGUCGCCAACGAUGACAACAUGUCAAUGCUCAGUGGUAGGUCAUCCGUCAUUUCCUCCGUCUCGCAGGCUCGGAGUAACAGAUCGACACAUCCUAUGGGUCCACCUCACCCUAUAACUCCUGUCCCUCCCAUUGUUCCGGUGCCGACUGUCCAGGGCCCCGGAGGGGAACCCAUGGUCAACCUGGCCAGCAUACAGAACUGGAUUGCUAAUGUGGUCUCAGAAACGCUAGCUCAGAAACAAAGUGAAAUGAGCUUGCCUCCUCCAUCACGCGCAGGGUCAGUGCUCAGCUGCGGAGGAGCCUCCAGUGUGGUCUCAAGGCGUGGCGUGAAUGAUGACAAAGCAUCCAUGUUGAGCGGGGCAUCAUACUCCAGCGUACUGUCCCGUGCUCAUGCCGGGCGUACAGAGUCAAUUCUCUCGGAUGGCGGUUCAUCUGGUGUCUCAGGGCUCACAGGGCCGGGCUCCAGCCUUGCCUCCAGGAAAACUAAAAUCACCACCACCAGUGUUCCUCUGUACAGCCUCUUCCAAGACCAUGUCAAUCUAAGCAAGCUGGACUCCAUGGACAAGGAGAUGAAGUCUGAGAUGAGAGACAAGAUGGCUGUCUAUGAAAAGAAGAAAAUCCUGGAGGACAACAAACGCAGCACGCUAUACAAGAAGAAGAAACCAAAGGACGAUGAAGAUGAGGAGGAGAAGGAGGAGGAAGAGAGAAAGAGGAAAGAGGAGGACUUUCUCAAGGAAAAGAAGAAAAGAGCUGAGAAACUGACGAGGAGCUAUGGCCUCUCUGGGUGCCUGAAUCUCAACACGGCACUGGAGAAAGACAAGAACACCAGCAUCGACGACUGGCUGAAAAGCGUCAGGCCUCCACCGAGGAAACCCACCACAGACGGAGCAGAGCCCGACCCUUUGGAGGGCGCCUACGACGACCUUGAUGCGUCCGCCUCCGAAUUCGACUUCUCCAGUCGUAGGGCCUCCUGCACUGUCGAUGAAGAAGAAGAGGAGGGGGAAUACAACGUCACGUCCAGAUACAGGUCAAGGUUUCACACAGACUCCUCGAAUGGGGAUGUCAGCCCGGAGCGUCUUUACCGGGGCGCCGGGUCACCUUUGGGAACAGACUUUGCCUCUAACGGAUUCAAGCAGUCCACGAGAUCAUAUGGCACUUACGAAGAGAGCCGCAACGGGACGAGCAGCUACCGCGACUCCUCCACCAAGACGAAGUUCGGGCACCCCUCACGAUACGAGAGCGGUGGGACGGAGGGUGGGCGGAACCGAAGGGAGGUGGCAGGGGAAGAGGAAGAGGAUGAAGUCGCGGCCUUCAUUGCCCAGACCAGGCAGAGGAUCAGGUCUCGGGCCACCACCACGGAUUAUGAGAGCGACGAGGUGCUCACUGCGUGGAGGGCGCAGCAGGAAACCAAGUUGCAUGGCAGGAGCGAAUCAUAACAGCACGUACCCACGAAAUGGGGACGAUUUCCCUUUUGGUAGAGAGAAAAAUAAAAUGAGAAGUGAUCCCAAAUAGCGAUACUGCUUAGCGAGAGACAUCCACAUGCAAUUCUUUAAUUUGAAGUUUGUCUCAAAAGCAGUUACGACACAGUGUUGUGUCCCGUUGAUAUGAAUGACAUUUAUACCGUCAGAGAAAUAAGCACCUUUCCCGCCUCUGUAUUUUCUAUAAGAGAAAUAUGCAGCAUGCUGUGAUGUCUUCUGGUAAUGAGUAGAGAUACUGUUGUUCCUUUCAUUUAUUCUAGAUGUAACAUGUAGGGUUUCUACACUUUAAAGGCACUCUCGCUCUCUCUGAAUGUCCAGCUGAUGUUACCAUAAUAUGCUAAAGCGUCACGGGUCAUCUACAUAUCUUCACAAAUGAUCCUGUGCAAUUUCUGGAAGGAGAGGUCGAUCCAGUUUCUAUUGUUACAAUAUAUAUUUUGUUAUCGCAAUAAAUUAUCUG
Molecule: messenger RNA, 4121 nt
Organism: Lampris incognitus (smalleye Pacific opah)
Lineage: Eukaryota; Metazoa; Chordata; Actinopteri; Lampriformes; Lampridae
Gene: styxl2
Product: dual specificity phosphatase 27
Exons: 6
Coding region: 68-3622 (1184 amino acids)
Biological process (GO): negative regulation of MAPK cascade; protein dephosphorylation
Cellular component (GO): cytoplasm
Molecular function (GO): protein tyrosine/serine/threonine phosphatase activity; MAP kinase phosphatase activity
Source: RefSeq, a predicted model, not a curated record